Messenger RNA from Porites lobata, 13955 nucleotides. Lineage: Eukaryota; Metazoa; Cnidaria; Anthozoa; Scleractinia; Poritidae. The record is from the annotation of a GenBank genome assembly.
AGGAGCGUUGCGUGACGACACCCCAAAACGGCUGUCUAGCACUGACUAGGUAAGUGUGCACGCCGUCUUGUUUUAAAGGCAUUUAUUGGCAAUUGUAGUAGACAAAUUUCCGUUAUAGUUAUUGCUUUUGUAUUCAAAAUUCAUCUAGGAAACCAAAUCGAUCUUGCAGGGAAUACCCUCUUAACAGACUCACGCGAAAUUUUAUACUCUGUUUAGGACAGAGAGGUCGAAAACCAUUGGGUCCGCCCUUGACGUGUUAAUUUCUUCACAUUACCGCAUGUGACAACCUGAUGUUUAAAGGCAACUUCAGAAACGCAUUUAUAAAAUUAAAAGGAAUAUUCUCCACCUAACGGAUGCACAAAUUUACCUCGGUGAUUUUCAAUCUGAAGAAUUAGGGGUCAGGCGUAAUUUGAAAGCAACCUUAAGGCUCUUAAGAGAUUGAAUCACCAAUACUAAAUAAGUGCUAAGAAGACCUUGACAUACUAGCAAAAAAUACGUCUCAGCUUACUAGAGGAAGCUGUGAGCAGUCUGUACAUGUACACGCUAAAGCCAGGAAAAAAUUCAGGUGAGGAAAAAACCUUUCUAAAUGUCUUAACAAAAAGUAAAAAGUGGAUUAAUCAAAGGAGUAGUUUUUUUAGGUAAUCAAUAUGAGAACAUUGUACCAUAAACAGAUAAAGAAGAUGUUCGAUAUGGAUUUUUUGAGUGUUUUAACUCUUUUUUUCAGUUUAGCACCAGUGAAAGGCUAGUAAGGUGCUUUCUAACAAACCAUGUUCUCUCUCAUUUUCGUAUUGGCGAACCCCAGUCAGCUGCCUAGUGUAAUUAUAAUUAUAGCUAUUAUUCAUUGGCAAAACUUAACCAGCUAAUAAAGCGAAAUGAAGGUCUAUCAGGAUCGUCUAAAACCGCGUGGUCUAUGAAGACUAUUAAAAAAUAACCGGCUCAUCAAGUUCACUUUCACUGUAAACAAAGCAUUUACAUUUUGAUUGCUUCACCCAAAAACAAAUUUACAAACCAGGAGAAAAAUGAGUUUCGUUGCUUUGAACCGUGAGUCCAUGGUCGCAUGUUUGCCGUAAACAAAGGGCAAACCACGUUUUUGACUGAAUAGUACGCAAAAUUCAGAACUGGUAAGUUUCGUCCCGGAAUCGCGUUUACCAUAUCAAUCAGUUCCAUUGACCGAAAAACGGUCGCAAAGACCGGAAACUGGUUAAUUAAAGAUGGCUUUGAAGACAUGGAACUCGAAUUUUCAUUUUAGAAUAGUCCGUCCGGAAAAAUAAGGCUUAACCUUUUCAGAUGUUCCGUUGCUCCCAGAAAUUUUCCGCUGGAACGAUACAAAAAAUCGUGUUCCAUUUACUUUCCAACAGAAUUUUCCCGAAACGUUUUGUAAAUGCUUAACAGCUAAUGUUUGUGUUGUCGAAUUCAAUCGAGAAAGUCAAGACAAACAGUAGUUUCCCGCGAUCUGUCAUACCACUUUUCACCAUGCUUUGAUCAUGUGCAGUUAUAUCCCGGGAGGGAAAAGGUAGCCGAAUUUUAAUUAAAUACAACAAUGGGUAUUAUUGUCUGGUAACGGUUUGUUUAUGACAAAAAAAAAUCAUAAAAUACCUGUCAGUUAAGGACAGUACCCUCAGUUUUAUCACCCUAUUUACGUUUUGAUUGCUUCACCCAAGAACAAAGUUGCCAACUAAGAGAAAGAUGAGUGUUUAGGUUUUCUAAUGCAUGUAACCUUUAAACAAGCCCUCUAUUGGGUGAAAGGGCGGAGAUUACAACUACUCUGCUAAAAUUACCCCCGCAAAAAAGCUCUUUUUAUAAGCAUUAUAAUAUAAACUCCAGCUUUAUGAGAUGCCUGCAUGAACCAUCUAUAUCCUUUUCUUAACUGAUUACUCGAAAACCUAGCGCUCAGUAAGUUCUAGAUCUGGUUUAAAAACAUCAGUCUGGAAGCCUCAUCUUCGUGAACAUGGUGCAAUGGAACCCCGGUAACUCGAACUCUGAAGGGAAACGAAAAACAGUUCGAGAUAGCGGGGAAUUCGAGUUAACGGGGUAAAUUUCAGUGAAACUUUGAUCAAGGGAAAGGAAAUCGUAGUUCGAGUUACCGGGGAAUUUGAGUUAUCCUAUUUUGAGUUAUCGACGCUCUACUGUAUUACGUUGUUAUCAUAAUCUGACCUUUAUCAAAUUCGGGACUUGUGUUUAUCUUGAAGACGUCAAAAUUUGAGCGCUAGUUAACUUUGAUCUCGCUUUAAACGGAUUCAAGGCAACGUGGAUUAUUAUUAAGGUCAUUUAGUAAUUUUACAUUUUAGCCAGGGUCUCUCUGAACGGAUUGUGAGUAAACUGUCCAGCCUUACAGAAGUGCAAAUUUUAAUGUGAGUCUUGGAAUAUGUACCUAGUAACCACGGCUUUUUUACAGAUAUAUUUUCUUCCCGGGCCCAGCUGAUAAGUUGCAUAACGAUAUGCAUGGCCGGGCUGGACCAGACAGUUUUUAUUUAACCAGAUCUCAACCGGAUCCUGCACUCCUGCCAACGUCCGCCAAAACAGGGCAGUUUGCUAAACAGUUUGAGUCGGGUUGCACGCGAUAUAACUUUUAUGACUUGUAUAAGAAUGUUAAGCUGCCCCUGACCCGUGAGAUUCCUACGCGGAUUGCCCUAGAAAUAAUAAAGAAAUUGGCUUAAAAUAUCGUUGAAAGGAUCUUUCAUGUGUUAAAAGACUAAGUUUUUCGUGCAGAUAUCGUGGACAAUUUAAAAGUUUGCCUAGAAUAUCGCAGGAGAAACUAACAAGAUUGGCCAUCAAUCGUGAGAUUAAGAACUUUUUUAACUUCGAAUUUGAAAAAGAAGCGGUCAACAAAACCAGCCGGAAAAUUUUCAGUCGACACAAAGCAAACUUGUGACUUAAGGGAGCCAUUUGUUUGUGACAGUUGCAAAUUGCUCCACUCAAUGAAACUGUUAAGUAAUGGUCCAGAUAAGAAGGAAAGGGCCAAAACGCAGUGAACACGUCGGAAUGUAAAAAGGUGCUAACUUUACUAUUGUCUCUACUAAGGUUCUGAUUGGUUUAAACAUCAAAUUUUACGAAAUCUUCGCAAAGCAGCAUGUAUAUUAAUCCCUUUUUUUCUAUCCAACUUCCUUAUAACAAAAUCUCGUUGCAGUGGAAGGUGCAAGGCUGCCACCCAAGGAACAUCCGGUUUACUUAAGGUAUUACUUUUUCGGUAACAGUGUUUAUUACUCACUUCUUGCACUCGCACAAAGGUCUUUUUAUAAUUGAUAAACAGCGUAUUGUUGGGUUGAUAUACCACAGGUAGCCCAAGGUCGAAAUAUGAGCAUCGGCGAACAUCGGUAUUGUUGCGUAACAUUCGAAAUAUAAAGAUUUGUGUGGAGAAAAAACCUAUCGUUUCUGUAACCUACGGAAAUGAAACGAUUUCAAUAAAAAACAGCUUACCUUACUUAAAAUGUGUGUUACGUCUCUCCUAUGUGGUCCACGGGCCGAUUUAUGGCCUUUUUAUAGAUUUUAUGUAAACGGGUUUCUCUCUAUAUAAAGGUUAGAGAGAAAACCGUUUACAUAGAAACCCAUAAAACGGCCAUAAAUCGGCCCGUGGACCACAUAAGAGAGACGUAACACACAUUUGAAGCAAGGUAAGCUGUUUUUUAUUGAAAUCGUUUCAUUUUCGUAGGUUACAGAAACGAUAGUUUUUUUUCCCAUACAAAUCCUUAUGCUGCGAAUGUUAUGCAACAAUGCCGAUGCUCGCCUAUGCUCAUAUUUCGAGCUUUGGCUACCUUUAUUUGAAUAAAGUAAUAUCAUCAGUUACAAAACUUCUUUACGUGAAAGCCGGAUUGAAAUAUAGAAAUACUCCAAAAGCAAUAUGUAGCGACUGUCGGUGGCUGAGACUAAAUCAACAAUGUUUUAAUUACUGUCUUAAAUUGUAUUUGGUUUUUAUUGUUUCGAGCCGAUGUUUAGUUUUUAAAAGGCCCUCCGGGCUAGGGUACGUCAAUGUACCAUUGUCUAGAUAAUCUAUAUUUAGUGUUCCAUCUUAUUUCGCGUUUUCCUGUUUGCACGGAACACCAAGGCACGGUUUAAACAUAUUGAGGCAAUAAUUUGCAGCCAAGUUUUAAAGCACGAGACAAAACAACUAACUAAAACGGAAACAUUCGUUUCAACCAUCUUGAAAAUAAAACCGAUUCACGUCACAGCGAUGCUUGGCCACAAUGGAAGCAAUAAAAACAAUUUGAAAUAAAAAUAGUCUUCGUGCCUAAGGCUUAAUUAGGUAAGAUGACCUGAAAAGUAAAAUGCCUCUAAAUGUUGAGUAAAUUGAAGAUUAUGAUAGAAACAUAAUUUAAUCAAGAAAUCAAGGCGGGAUUUUUUUGGUUUUGCAAACUUCACCGGUACCCAUAAAACUGCUGGCGCAUUUGGAAUAGUCAACGCGGAUUUUUCUUUUGCGUCCUUUGUUUUUUUCUUUUCGCUGAGUGUCAGUGGCGUUGAGACCACCUAGCCUGUAAAAUAGAUUCAGUAAAAUAACAUGUAAAAUACGAGUUUUAGAGAUGCUGCAAUGAAAAGGUCAAUGCAGGUUAAUUGUGUUUAAUAUGUUUAAUUUAGUUCAAGCAACAAAAAAAAAACACAAACAGCGGUGGUCAGUGAACUUUCGCUUUUUUAUAGAAACUUGACUUUUUGUAUUCUAGUCAACACGCAUGUAAAUUUUCAAAUAAAGUUAUUAAAAGUGACCGUUACUGACUAAGACAAAACUAUUUACACAAAAUUGAUAAGGGCUUCUGGAAUUGAGAUUAACCAAAUUCUUAACAGUGUAAUUAGUAUGUGUAAUCAAAUGGUGACGAGUGAAACUGGGGUCGGAAUAAUUUUACGCGCGUUUUCUCUAAAUCCAAGAGAAAUUAUGGCUCUUGCCAAAUCCUAAUAAUUUGCCGAGCCUUUAGGGACAUUAAAGCUACAUCUGGCUUAAUUUCAGACUUUUUCAGAAUUUUUCGACGAAAUACCUGAUAGAAUCCUUCUCGAUGUGCUCUUUCUAAAGCGUCUUUUAAAGCCCUAACCAAAACCUUGACGCCAUCUUGGCACUGAACUUUGCCAUGCUGAAAUUUCGCACCAAAUCAAAUUAAGGAGUAAUUUUUAAGAAUCAGCGGUUUUGUCAGGCAUCAGCGGUUUGCAAUCUUGAACAGCAAAGUAGGACAGCCAGGUGCGAAAGGUUUAACCGCUAUUGAAUAGAUCCUGAUUAAGUAGCUAAGAAAUAAAAAGAUACGAAACAAAUUUCACCAGGGAGCACUAGCCAUGGCAAAUUUUGGGGGAUUUUUUUUUUUUCAGGCAAUAGCAUUUAAAAAACUUGAAUAAGAGUUGUCUUAAUGAAUUUUUUCAAUCCAUAUCCAAUUUUCCUAUCCAUAAGAGCAUUAUACGACGGAAAUAAUUUCAAUGUUCAAAUAAAACCUUGAAUAACAAAUGGCAAAACUGUAAACAAAGAGAGCAAAUAGCGUGAAAAAAAUAAUGGCAUUCCAACCGAUAAGAAAAUCGCUGCCUGAAUCGGUUGAAAGCUCAUCACGAAAUAUUGCAUGCCAUUUCUUUUGGCUAUCGACAUCGCUCAACCUCUCGACCACAGCCAAAGCCGUCAAUUCCAUCUUUUUUUAGAUUUGCCUCCACAUCUGUAAAAAAAAUAGCCAAAUUAAAAAUUAUACCUGUUUUUCUUGAAAACGUUUAUCGCUUCCUCAAAUUUCCGCAGUGUCAAACAGUCUCACAGUCUCAAAACUCUUGCAGCAACGCAACACAAUUCGCAAAAUAACCCAGUGUUUCUUACCGCGCUGACCACCAACCAAGAUGUACAGUAUUUCUAGUUUGCGGGCAGCGAGAAAAGCUCAGUGGUCGGUGUCUAGGCUUGUCUUUCCCACAGACUAUUGCAACUUUCAAGUUAAUCUGGCGUGAUCGACAAAACUUUGCAUCGCUUUUAACUGCUUGUUUGACAAAUGAAUAAACCCUUUGUAAUUAAUAUUUGAAUAUAAUAGCUCUUUUGGGACUUUUUACAAACCGAAGUGACCGAUUUCUCUACCUUUUCAUUUACUUUAACAAGCAAAUUUCCUACCCUUUCAUAUACUAGCCUCCCACGCAGGCAUUUUUAGGAAGGCUCGCCGUAUUGAUCGUCUCUCCCCACAAACGCCUGCUCAACCGCGAGAACAACCUUCUUUUCCCACACUUAGCCCAGUCAAACUGUACCUUCCAGAUUCUAAAAGGUUGACCUUGACUGCAGGGUAACCCGAUAAUUACUCGAUCUGCAUGAAACACUGGAGACGAUUUAUGACCUCUAAUAAAUGUUAGACUCAGAGCGGCAAAGUAAGAUUUAUAUUAGUCAGGUUUUAGAAUACUCCAUGGAGGCGUAUGUGGGCGAGUGGUUAACAGCUCGAACUCUGGAUCUGAAGCUCCGGGGUUCAAGCCUCGCCCGUGGAGUUGUUUCCCUAGACAAGAAACUUUAUACUUCACUUUGUCUCUCUUUACCCAGGUGGAUAAAUGGGUACCGGCCACAUACUGAUGGGGGGUAACCCUGCGAUGGACUAGCAUCCCGUCCAGGGGGAGUAGCAAUACUCCUAGGUUUGCUUCAUGCUACGGAAACCGAAAAUAAGCUCCGGCCGUGUGGGCCUUUUGGCUCGUGUGCCUUUACCUACCUAGAAUACUUAUAUUGCACUGCAAAACUUUAGCGAAGGAAAGAAAGAAGGAAAAAGGUAACUCUAGGGUCACAUUGUUACACUACCACGAGCUUAUUAGUCGUGUUUAGACUGUCAACGCUUUAUUUGAAAACUGUUGAUUAAACAAUGGGAAAGGAAUGUUGUUCUCGGUUGAGCAGGCGUUUGUGGGGAGGGACGAAAUACGAGCUCCCCUAAAAACGCCUGAGAGGAAGGCUAUUCAUAUACCUAAAGCCUGUGAAGCUACCCUUUUCGGCAGGGGCUCCUCCCUUGUAAGUCAUCAUAGGGAGUACCGCCCAGCACUUCUCUCUGCCCUGCGGCAUUAGUCAGCGUGAUUGGCGUCGAAAGGGGAGGACAAAGGAGGAAAAAGGGCGUUUGCCACGCAUGCUAUUCGGCAUUAUUGAUUUGUGUUAUAAAAUCAGUGAUUGUAGUCUACGAAGCCGCUUGCUGUAACUCCAGCGGCAACUAUACUUAACGGAUUUACAAUUACCAGUAAAGAAGCUGCAGAAUACGUAAGUUCUCAGAAAUUAAAUAUUUGCCAAAUGAUAGUUUUCACACUUAAUAGAUGUAGAUCUUCUUCUAAUUUUGUCAGUUUUGUGGACAGAAAAGUCGACUAACUAAUUUUUUUUUCUAUAUACGUAAUAUUGUAAUGAUCUAAUAUAAACAGUUUGCUUCGUAUUGCUUUGUAGACCUCUCCUGACGUUUUUGAAGAGUAGUUUUUCAAGAAAAAAAGCGUUUUGUGGUCCGGGUAUGACGCAUAUCUAAAAUUAACGUCUUUGUUUCACAUACAUGUAUGACGACUUGCGGGUUCGUUAACAGUGCAUUAUUUAAUUAGUUUUUUUACAAUCACACGGUCACGGCAAACAGUUUCAGAUUUAUUUCUGAUAUUGGUCUCGUUUUUUGUAAAUUAAUAAGAGUAGCUUAAAACAGAGAUUGUCUCAAAGGCAUGAAAGAACCUUCCAUUUUCCUAUGAAAACGCUGGAAAUGACCUUUCCGAGGACCUAAAAAUCAAAAUUUUUCGGGGGAGCAUGGCCCCAUAACUCCUAGGAUGGUCUGCCUCCCGCGGACAUUUAUCCGAAUUUCCCUUCACUAAAUCCUGGAUCCGCCCAAGCGAUCACUUUCGCGCAAAACCACCUUACGAUCCUUACGGGCCCUCUUUAAACCGGCAGCUCAGCAAAGAGAACAUCGAAAACUGAUGUUCAGUAAGGCAUAUUUUCCUAAAAGAUACGCUAAUGUAAUAACAUGUAUAUUUUGUGAAAGGGAGGGACUUGAAUUCUGAAGUGCGGUUGAAUGACCAACAACCCGUGGAAUGCAAAUUUUAGGAAAUUCUAGAUACUUAUAUUCGUGUUAUAUGCUUUUCAGAAUACAUAUUCCGAUAGCUAGAUAAAAGAUCAGUAAGCAGUGAAAUUGCCAAAUUUUUGUCAUAUGUUCACAAAUUGUGCUGCUGGUCAAAGCGAUACCUGGAACAAAAUUAUAAGAGACAAGUAUUGGAUGAAAUGUAGAAGCGCUAUUAGGUGCUAUUGAUAUGUAAAACGAACAAUAAUCAAUACACCUUCGCCUUUCACGUUUAAUUAGCAUGACCUGAAAAACGUCUACGUGCGGUAAAUUUAUUUCUCGCGUGGGGAAGUUGUAAGCUUUCUAUAAAUAAAAUGUGGACCUUUCAAUAUCCUUUUGUCAACUUUAUUCCAAAUGCAAGGUAUAAAUGUAUAAUAAAUAUAAUAAAUUCGGUGUUAUAGCUUAGAAGCCACUGGAAAACGUAUACGUUGAAAGGUAAGACAACUGAAACCGAUGUGCUUAAAAUGUUUAGACGAAUUAGUGUUCAAUAAUUAUAACGAUCGAUUAAUCAAUGAACCGGACUGAUUUUUCAGGGGUUCGUUUCAUUCAAACUGCAGGCUUGCAGGCCGACAUUACUUAGCAGUUAUCUAUAUGUAGACUACGAGCGGGCUAAAAUAGCAAUUUUUUGCAGUUUUAUAUAAGUAGUCUCUACGUUAACACCUGUGUUUGCCGUGGAUUAUUUCAAGUGGUUUCAUAUUUUGAGUGAAGCGCCUGUGAUAGGCAAGGGCACUUUGGAAACGGAUCACUUUCACUGUGAACAAAGAAUAUAAACUUCAGUAUCCAAGAAAUUGACCUAUCCAGGAAAACUUGAAAUAAAUUUAUACUUUUUUGUCUCACAACUUUUGUAGACUGGAUUCACUAUCUGAAAAUUCCAUUUUGAGUGGGUGCAUGCGAUCCGAUACAAAACAACCUAGCAGAAGCAUCAAUGCUUAACUUUUCGUACCUGGCCCAUUUCAACAUUUCUAAGAGUUUUAACACGGGAACAGAUACGUACUCACAAACAACUAAGAAAACAGAUCACAGGCAUUUUUUAAAGUCAUAAACUAGCUGCGUAAUGUGUCAAAUGGAAACUAAAGUUAACUAAAUUCAUUGGCUUUGAAUACUCCGCAGUCAAAACUGAAUUAUAUGCGUGAAUGAUUCUCUCGAGGACCAAAAAUACUCAGUUCUAAAACAUGCACAGUUUGACGCACAAAAGCUUCACUAUCAUACUAUUCUCAUUCGUAUAUAGUUUAUUAAAACUGCCCACAUAUGAUUUGUGUUUCUUAACAAAAAAAAAUUUGUCAGGAAGACCAAAGAAAGUCGUAAAUAUUUAUGUAAUAGGUUAUUGCUUAUGAUCUAUAUCAGAGUACAGGUACACAGGGCUUAAAAGAAAGCGAGGUAAUUACAAUUGAUUUUGGACUUGCUGCGAGUAAUGACUUUGAUACUGUAAACGAAAAGGAAUCACUUCAUCCAGCAAAUCACAUUAUUAUUAUUAUUAUUUUUAUAGUGUUUGAAGUGAAAACGCAGGAUGUGCAUCUUGUUUCUCUACUUCUGUGACAAGCCGACUCCUAAUGGAUAUCGCCUUAUUAUGGCCUCGAACAGGGAUGAAUUUUACUUUAGACCAACGGCAAGAGCUGAUUUUUGGGAGGAAAACCCCAAUAUAAUUGCAGGUAUUUUUCCUUCUAUUCAGGCGCGAAAAAACAUUCGGUUUUUUUUUAGUUUUUGUUUGUUUUGUUUGGUAGGUGUUAGCGGUGGUGGAUUCAGGGUGGGGGGGAGUGGAAGUUGGUGGUUGUUUUUUACCCUCCCAAUUUCUCUUCGCCUUUAUCAGCUGCAACUCAUAAUUAAGAGAAAUCAAUCAUUAUAUUUCAAGUUUCAACGCCUUGGAUAGUUUUAUGAUCACACCGAGAGUCUCCUUAGUGAAAGCGUAUUUAUGACACCGUAUAUUAACUGAAAACGGAAAGUAUAUACACAACUUAGAGACCAUGUGAGUGGUAGCCUGAGAAAAGAGCCGAUAUUUUGCGACGCUACCACUGGUUUCCCUGCAAAAUGACGUCUGAGAAACGAGCGCAGAAAUUCCAUACUGAUGACGCGUCACUACCCACAUCUGGGUAGUGACGCGUCAUCAGUAUAAUAAUGAUAGACAAGUAUGGAAUUUCGGUGCUCGUUUCUCUGACGUCAUUUGGCGGGGAAACCAGUUGUGGCGUCGCCAAAUGUCUGCUGUUUUCUCAGUCUUUGUGAAUAGUUACAUUACUUCUUAUAUCAUGUCUGGUUGUCAUUGGACUCAAGCCGGAAUUUUUUUUGAUCAAAAUGAAAAAAAUUAAAUUUGGAAGAGAAAAGCCACUUGUGAAGUUUAUUUAUUUCAACAAUCAUAGGCAAUCUGUCUGUUCGUGUCUUCACCCCCAAAGCUGGCAUAGUAACAAGAUGCAAACAUUUAUGUUUUUCAUUAUUCAUUUCCUUUUUCAGGGAUAGAUCUGGAACCAGGCAAAGAGGGCGGAACAUGGCUUGGAAUGAACAAAGAUGGAAAAUUUGGAGUGAUCACAAACUACAGACAAGCGCCAAAGUUUAUGAAUCGCCAGGCACUUGGGAGAGGCCACCUCGUGCCAGAUUUUUUAAAGGGCGAUGGUACUGUAAAGGAUUACCUUCAAGAUGUUAAUAACGCAGCUGACAACUAUAAUGGUUUCAAUCUCUUGGUGGGCAAAUUAUCUCUCACUGAAGAGUCCAGGGUGGGAUGGUAUUGUAACAUUGAAGAGAGAGUCAUUACGAUGCUGAGGCCUGGAAUUCAUGUCUUGUCCAAUAAGGUGCUGAAUUGUCCAUGGCCAAAGAUGGUGUAUGGAAAAGAAAGGUUUGGUAACAUUCUGAAUGAGGCCAGCACCAAACAAGAGCUUAUCGAUAAGCUGAUCGAGAUGCUUAAUAUGCGUGAGAGGUAAGUUAAAUAAACUAGUAAUAACCAAAGGGUAGGGAGUGCGGGCGACAACGAUCGAAGGUCCAAACGCUUUUGCUCCAACGCUGUGCUUUGCGCACGUUUUACGUGAAAGAUGGUCGAAACACGCGUGAUGAGGUUACGAGGGGUAGCAGGUCAAAACGCACGUGAUCAAAAUAAUUGGGUUCUGUGAAUUUAAUUUAUUCUUAGUGGACGUCCAAACGAAUGCUGGCUACAUACAUGCGACGCACGCGUAAUAACAACCCGGAGGUUAGGAUUGCGGGCUCCUCUUGUCGCCGGCAAUAAAAUAGAAAUAGGAGAUUGACGUCACGUUAUCAUGGUAGCAAAAUUUCUAGAUCUCAACAAUCUUUUUUAACAGAGACGGUCAUUUAUGCAAAAUUUUCUUUUGUUCCAACAAAUUGCAAGUUACGCACGUGACAGAUAGUGAAAACACACGUGAUCAGAUUACGAGGGGUAGAAAGUUAAAACGCGCGUGAUCAAAAUAAUUGGGUUCUGUGAAUUUAAUUUAUUCUUAGUGGACGUCCAAACCAAAUAGAAAUAGACGAUUGACGACAGGUUAUUAUGGUAGCAAAAUUUCUAGAUCUCAACAAUCUUUCUUGACAGAGACGGUCAUUUAUGCAAAAUUUUCUUUUGUUCCAAAAAAUUGGUACUGUUACUGGCCACGUGAGUGAAAACGCUCUAUGUAAAGCAAGCCCUUAAACAUCUGUAAAUAAUGUGACUUCACACUAUACCAGAUAGCUUUUCUUUCCGACACUUAAAGCUCGAAACCCACACACCUCUGUGGCUUCUGAUUGGACGUAUCAUUUUUCUCACACGUGAAAAAACAUAGUUCGCGAUUCUGAUUGGACGUAUCAUUUUUUUUUCACGUGUGAGAACCAUCGUUCGCUCCUCUGAUUGGCUAGAACUAAUUUGCGUACGAAAAUUUACGACAUAGCUUUUUGGUGAGUAUUUCUCAGUAUGUAUAUAAUAAGUGAAUAUCCACUUUAAAAUGGGCGAGGCACAGCUUGCGUUACAGAAAUCGCGCGGAAAUCACCAUUCCUAUGUGUUAAAAGAAGCCAUAUCUGGUAUGGUUUUCGUACAUGCGCAAAAGCUAUUUUGUAGGGUGUGAACAUACUUUAACACUACUAUACUAUAUUACAGAUCUUUUUAUUGUGGAGAUGCUAACAGCUUUAUCGGUCCCCAAGACCAAGAUCAUGACAUGAGUUUUGUUGAUGCGUGCAGAUCAAUCUUCGUCGACUAUAAAGAGAAACAAUAUGGAACUAGGUAAACAUGUUCAAUUAAUCUUGGUUUCACUCGAGCAGCAAAUGCUGCUUACGUGCAGACGUCUCCUAUUUCCUUUUGCACGCGGUUCGCGUGCAAAAGGAAAUAGGAGACGCAAAUGCUGUAGUUUGCUUGUCUUGUUUUUUUGUUUGUUUCCGUUUUCUUCUCUUCCCACCAUAUUUCUCCAAUAGAGGACAUUAAUGCCACUGCAAUAAAAAACAUGAUUUUACGUUAUGUUUCUAAGAAUAAAAAAAUACGCUUAUGCCCCUUUAAAUGAGAAUGAAGGCCAGAUUUGUCUGAAACCGGUCAAGAACAUGACAUGCUCCCGGUUCGAAGAAGUACAUUUACAAUGUACAGCAUUAUGGCCAGUUCGUAUAGGCAUCAUACGUAUCCAAUGUUUUGUUUUUUAGAAACAAGAACAAGUAAAAUAUAAGAUGUAUAACAAAGAAUGUUUUUCAUAUUAUUCCUUAUUAUGGAACCAAUUUCAGUAGAGUUAUCAUCCUCAUAUUGGGAGUAUGAGUAAACGUUAUGGACAGACAUUUCACUCACUGCUUGAUUUUUUUUUCCAACUCGCCAAACAAAAAUACUUAAUGAGUACUUCUUGAUUGGCGCCACCCAGAGAAACGGUGAAACAAGUCAAACAAAGCUACUUCCCAUGGUGCUAUUCAUUAAAGUGUCAGGUUAUACCUACCAAUUAACUCAAAAAUAAAACAAAUAAUAAAGUAAUUUUUCGGCUAUUAUAGCGAAAAAAUAUGUAAAAAUAGAAAAGAAAAAAGCCCGGGGCCACUGGCGUAUAAACUUCCCGCGGUUUCGAGGUGCGUACACUGCGAUUCUAAAGCAUGGUUACUGAGUUAGGGUGUUCGAUUGUUUUGGCACACGACAAGUGGCACGUUUUUGAAUCGGAAAGCGAGCUUGCGUUUGGAGGUAUAACGAGGUGUUUUUACUCAAUUUAUCAUUGUAUUUUCAGGACAAACACAGUGGUGUUAGUAGAUGCAACAGGUCACGCCACAUACGUGGAACGCACAUUAGAGGAUGACGCGACAGACCCGGAUGAAGCGGAGUGGAGACUAAGUACCCAUGAGUUCGACAUCCAAGAGGCCUGUGGUUGCCAUGACGAAAAUCAUAAUAUCUCUGUUGUAUUUAACUCCAGUCUUUAGAAAGAGAAAAUGAGGGCAUGUUCUAAAACCCGGAGCACCCCGAAAACCUGGCGGGAGUAGAAUAGAAACCCUUACCUUAAUCUGCAAAUAUUUUUAUGUUAUUUCUGUUUGUUUUAAUCAAUGGUUUAUUUCUAGUUAUGCCGGGGGUGUUCCACUGGGUUUUAGUAAAUGCCAAAAACGAGAAGGAAUGUUCCAUUAAAUGUUAAACAUCAACAUAUUUGGAUUUACAACUUCAAUUUCGACUUACCCAGGCUGAACGGACUCCUUUCGUGAUGUUAUUUUCAUGGCUCUGUCUAUAUCAGUUAUCCAGCGAAGCUCAUUAACGAAUUAAGUUUACCGACCUAAGACCACGCCCCGCAAAGGGGGAAAAAGCCAAAAACGAGGUGAAACCGUGAAAAAAAUUGGUAAGCGAAGCGAGCAGAGCGGUGCAACUCGGUUCAACGAUUUUUCUUUUUCCUCUUUUUACCCCACUGCGGAGCCUGGUCCCACGAUAUUAUUUUACGUUUCUCUUAAACGUAAAAAAAGCAAAAGUAUUGAGAAAUGACCGACAAAUGAUUCAAGCAACUAUCCUUGAAAGUAUUACAUGAGGUACUUAAAUCAAAUCUGUAACAUUCGUUCGAUUCAGUAAUUAAAAUAGAG